Molecule: messenger RNA, 1764 nt
Organism: Caenorhabditis briggsae
Lineage: Eukaryota; Metazoa; Nematoda; Chromadorea; Rhabditida; Rhabditidae
Exons: 2
Coding region: 1-1764 (587 amino acids)
Source: RefSeq, a predicted model, not a curated record
AUGACUACUUUGAGAAAAUGGAAAAGUCAAGAGAAUCCGAUGACCAGAAGCUGCUUGGUACGAAAUGGAAUCGUUUUACGACCCACUCGGAUUCCUUACGCCGACUACUCUCCAAGGAAAGUUUUUUCAAGAUCUCUGCCGAGACAAUCUGCCAUGGGAUAUACCAUUGUCCGAACCUCUCCACAAACAAUGGAUCGACAUUGGCAACCAUUGGAAAGGACAACCAUGGACAAUUCCGCGUCAAUACUUCACCGGUACCUACUCAAGUUUUUCCUGAAAAAGAGGAAUCAACACCAUGAAGUGAUCAUUGCUCUGGUUUGCAUCUUUUUGAUUGGAAUCACCUCUGAAUGCACGGAAAUUGCUUCUUUUCAAGCUGCGGAUUCAGUGUGUGUUUUUCGAGACGGAAACGAAAUGUGUAUGCUGAACAAAGUGAGUAUUCUCAAUCUGAGACCAAAUGGAAGCGUUGGAUGUUUCAAUGACCUCGAAGGAGCCGAUGUAUUGCACACUGUGGAGGUAAAAGUGCAAGCAAUCAAGUCUACUUGCCAAUCACACUCUCACUUCUAUGCCCGUGACUACGACUUGCAUCAUCAGUACUCUCAUCGUUGUGCAGGAGCCGGAAGUUGCGUGUCAGCGAAGUGUUCCAAGACAACAUUGCAAGAUACUAUCGAAGAACUUUCGCUCGAUUCAAGAAAAUCUCCUGGAUUCACUAAAUGCUUCGAAGGAUGUGGAUGCGUCACUUGCGGAGGAUGUUUUCGAUGCGACAGUAGCUGUCUCUUCAAUAGAGUCUACGCUACGACAAGAUCAAACGACAUCUACGAAGUCUUCAUCUGCCAACGUGAAAAACAACUGUGGACGUCACCAUCAGUAUCGGAAGCAAAGUUUGGAAUGUGGAUAUCCACCACGGAAUUCCUUACAAAAUUCCAAGCACAAAUGUUUCCGUUACCAUCACUAGUUUUUCCACUCCACCGUCACCAAUCCAUGGAGCAACAUUCAUCAAAAGAACUGUUCGACAAAUCAUUGUGCACUUGUAUGGGACAAGGCACUUACGUGGAUUGUCUUUGCAAUAGGAUUUCGUUGGAAGACAUUGUCAAGAGGACUUUAUUGCCAAGACUAGAAACGGAUACGAUCAUUCGGGAGCAUGAAGGAAGAGUGACCACGUCAACUGCAACAACUGCUUUGGUGAACUUGCAGCUCAACUUUGCAAAUCAAACCAUCAGCCGUGCCGCUCGGGAGGGUGCUUGUAAAGCAACAUCACAGGAAGUCGUGGGCUGCUAUUCUUGUAACGAAGGAGCCACCGCCAAGGUGAAAUGCUUCUCUGACCUGGACGACUCGAUUUCCGUAUUGAAGUGCCUAUCAUCGAUCUCGUUUUUGGAAUGCAGCAAGAUCGGAGUCAUCAAUGAAGUGUUCUUAUACACUUCGAGUGCUGAUCUCAGUUGGGAUUGUGAAGUUUCAUGCGGGAAUGGAUCAAGCUCGAUUACGAUGCGAGGACAGCUACAGGACCAACUUCGUUUCGAGAAGAAGGAGUAUGGAACAGAUCGAUUACAGAGUGUCAUCUUCGAUUCAAUUGGCACUCAUCUUGCGAAUGCGGUAACCACGGUUUUUGGAGGACUGCUCAAAUGGAUUUCCAGUAUUUCGGUGAUUUCUCUGGUCUUCUUGAUAAGUCUUGUUUUUAUUAUCUACCGAGUUCUUUCUCGUGCCUUGCCGUUUCCGUGGCGAGUGUCACCUUUGGUGAGAAAGAAUAAGCGAUUGGAGGAGAAAAUGUAG